ACAUGGUUGACGUUUGCGGAAGCAGGUCGGCGCUCUAGCUUGUUAACUCGAAAACCAAAACAGAGGCUAUGUUUUCGCUUUAAAUCUCCAAGGAAUCAAAAUAUAAUUCAGACAUCACUUCGAAUCUCUGCGGUGGAUUCAUCAGUACAUCUCUGUGUUUGUCAGAAGACUUUGAGGCAGCUAAACUUCGAUAGAGAUGGAGGACCCUGGUGGUACUGGACCAGAGUCUGUGGCUCCAUCCCCAGCAAGUUCAACCAAGUCAAAGCUGGACACAUUGUCGAAAGAUGACCUCAUCAAGUUUGCAAAGAAGCAGAUGGCUGCUAUGCAGAAGAUGAAGAGCAGAUAUGCAGAUUUGGAGAAAGAAGUUGAAUCCCUCAAACAACAACCUAAAAGCAAUAACCUCAGUUCAGAUGACUCUACCCUGAUGCAGGAGCUGACAGAGAGGAUGGAUGCCUUACUACUGGAAAAGGCAGAAACUCAGCAAAGGCUUUCACUGUCCCGUAAGGAUCUAGAGAAGACUAAGCAGCAAGCCAAGGAUGAACUAGCAGCCCUGAAAGAGGAGCUAGACCAUGUUUUAGAAGACCACCAAAAGAAGAUCAAGAUCCUUGAAAGCACUAUUGAAGAAUCCAGCAACAAACACCAAGAGGAAGUGGCUCGCUUCCAGAAUUUACUAAAAGAAAGAGAAGAGAUUGACCGCGAGAGGGAAAGUGAAAGAGAGAGGGAACGCCUGGCCGAACAUACAAAAGAGAAUUUUGAAGAAGUGCGACGUCACUUGGAGGCUCAACUCAAAUCCCUCCGAGCCGAACUGGAGGCAGUCCAGGAGCAAAAAUCACAGGAGAUCGCAGAGGUGCAGGAGAGCUGCCAAAGGGAGUUGACAAAAGCCCAGCAGGAGGUGGAGAAUCUGAAGGAGGAGCUGGCUCAGAAGAGUCUGCAGCAUGAGGAGGAAAUGAGGGCUCUGGAGGAAGACUGUGAAAUGGAGAGAGAGCGUCUCCUGUUGCUCCACGAGGAGCUGACAGAGCAGCUUGCUCUCAAAGACAGCUACCUGCAGGAUGUACAAGAGGAAGAUGAGGAGCCAGCCCGUGGUUCUGGGAUCGCCAAAAUGCUGGAGCUGUCUGCCUGCAGUCAGGGUGACUCAAGCCCCGGUGAUUUAGAGGAGACAGAGAUUGGGAAACUGAAAGUAGCCGUGGAAGACCUUCAAGCCCAAAACACCAUGUUCCAGGAUGAACUCACCCUGCUCAGUAACGUAAAAGGUGAGCUGGAGGCUGAGCUGGAGAGAACUAGAGACGAGUUCCAGUUGGAGAGAGAGGAGCUUGAGUUCAAAAUUGAUGAACUGCAGAUGAGCCGGGACGGUGCUCCCAACGAACAGGCCGUAACCCUGGACCCUGAGACACAAGACACCAGAGGAGAGCUCCAGCAAGUGAGUGAAGUUCACAAAGAUGGGAAGAACCGUCUUGCGUCUGAAUCCAAAGAGUCAUCGAUGUUAGCUGGGGACCAAAAUCUACCAAAUCCAGAGGAGCUCAGAGCUCAGUGUGAGGCUUUGACCACAGAGAGAGACUCUGCCUUGGCUGAGUGUCAACACAUGAGAGAGAUACUGCAAGGCUUUGAGACAGAGCUGGGUAAGAACACACAAGAUUUUGUUCUCCAGUACAAAGCCAUGAAGGAACAAAGUACAAACACUGUGAAGGAACUCCAAACCAAGAUAGAAGAGCUGACCCAGGAAAAGGGUGAGGUGUUAGAGAGGAUGACAGCGGUAACAGAGGAGAGGAACACUCUGGAGAAGAACAUACAAGACCUGAGGCUUAAGCUCGAAGGUUCUGUAGGGGAGGACCAGAAACUUCGGUCCUCUGUCGAGGAACAAACAACUCUAGCCUGUGAGCUGAAGCAGUCUGUAGUGGAACUGACCAGGCAGAACGAGGAGAUCCUCUCCCAGCUGCACAUGAAGGAAAAUGUGACUCAAGAUCUAAAAGAGAUGGUCAACAUGUUGAGCGAGGAGAAGAAUAAAGUGCAAUCUCAGCUUCAGGACAGGGAAGAGGAGAUGAAAUGUCUGAAGGAUGAGAAAACAAAAGAGAUCCAGAGGCAGCUGGAGGAGAAGGAGAGGGAGGCACUGUUGUAUAGAGAGGAGAAAGAGAAAGAGUUGACGUGCCUCAAAAAAGAGAGGGAGGAAGAAGUGCAGCAUUUAAAAGAAGAUAGGGAAAAAGUAGAGCACAGCAUGAAAGAGGAAGUUGAAAGAAGGCAGGAGAAAAUUAGUUCUUUGGAGAUGACGAAUACAGGCCUCUCCACUGAAAACGCUGACCUCCAUAAGAAAUUGGGAGACACUUCUUCUGGGCUUUCCAGGACCCAGGAAACAACAGAGCUUUUGGGCUCCAAACUUGCAGCCCUGGAGGCUCAGCUAGAGCAGGAGAUGUCUGAGAAGCAUGACAGAGAGGCAGACUUGAAGUCACUCGCACAAGAUGCAGAGCAGGCCCGCUCCGCCAUCAGAGCACUGGAGGAAAAACAAGGCGAGGUACUCCACAACACCAGUGAAGAAGCCGAGGAGCUCCGAGCACGCGUUGAGGAGCUGGAAAAGGAGAGGAGCCUGCUGAGGAGUAGUCUCGAGGAGGCUCGAGGAGAGGCUACAGUGGAGGAGGUGCAAAAGGAGCUCCAGGCUCGUAUCACGGAUCUGGAAAAGGAGAGGAACAUGUUGCGAAACAACCUGGAGGAGGUGCUGAGUGACACCAAAGGGCUGCAGAAAGACCUGGAGGAAAUGAAGGUGGCCAAUGAGAAGGUUAGCACGGAGAAUCAGAAACUUCAGGCCCAGAUCUCUCUGAUGAGUCAAGAAGGAGAAGAGAAGGAAGACGGGGGAGUGGACAGAGAGGGGGAUACUUCGGAGAAAGAGAUCACAGAACUCAAAGACCAGCUUACAGAGAAGGAAACUCUCAUAUCUCAGCUGAGGAGUGAAUUGGCCGCCCUCCAGGAGGCUGCUGCUCAAUCUGCUUCCUCGGAUGAAAAUGCAAACAGUGAGCUCACAAAGAAAAUUGCUCUCCUGGAGAAAGGGCACAAAGAGAAGGAUGAGAAGAUGAACAAGAUAAAGGCGGUGGCCAUCAAAGCAAAGAAGGAAAUGGACAUCAGUAAGAAAGAGGUUGAAACCCUCAAGGAGGAAGUGACAUCUUUGAAAGCAGAGAGGAAGAAAGUUAGCAGCUCUAUGAAAGACAUCAUCCAUGGAGCUGAAGGCUACAAGAACCUGCAGAUAGAUUACGACAGUCAGACAGAGCAACUGGAUAAAGAGAGAGAGAAGGCGGAGGCAGCAGAGAGACAGAUUGCCGAGCUGACCAAACGACUCAGCAGUGCUGUCACACAGAAUGAGACUGUGAACAGUGAGAAAGAGGACCUGCGGGCCAGUAUAGAGACUACAAGGAGCAACGUGUGGCAGCUCGAAGCCCAGAACCAGGAGCUGCAGAGACAGUCUGACCGUCUGGAGAAAGACCUAAUCGCUGAGAGAGCUAUGAAAGAGCAGAAGAUCAAGGACUUGUCAUCUGCCACAAAGGAAGUAGAAGAGCUGACAGCACAGCUACGUAAGCAGCAGCAGCAGUCUCAGCAGACUGCCCAGGAGCUGGAGCAGCUACGCAAGGAGGCACAGCAGAGCUCCCUGAUGGACAUGGAGAUGGCGGACUAUGAACGGCUGGUGAAAGAACUCAAUGCCAAACUCGUCUAUCAAGAUGAAUGUACUGAAGAGUUAAAGGCCCAGAUAAACACACUUACCCAGAAGGAGAACACUCUCAAAGAGGAAAUUGAGUCUUUGAAGUCCCAGAUGGACCAGGGGGAGGAGAAGACCUCCAAGAUGAAACAGCUGCUGGUGAAGACCAAAAAGGACCUGGCCGAUUCCAAGAAACAGGAAAACUCCCUCAUGAUACAGCAGGCCUCUCUUAAAGGAGAGCUGGAAGCUAACCAACAGCAGCUAGAAAGCUCAAAGAUCGAGAUGUGUGAGCUGACAGCUGAGCGCCACCGUCUGAGGGAGCAACUGAGGUCUACUUUGGAGCAGCAACAAAGAACCAGCAGCUCCCUGCAGCAAAGGAUCAACAACCUGCAGCAGGAGAGAGACACUGCAAAGGCUGAACUUAUGGCAACAGCUGGGGAGUUUGAGAGUUACAAGGUGCGUGUCCACAAUGUGCUCAAACAGCAGAAGAGCAAAACCACUGCUCUGAAUGAGGGAGACUCCAGCAAACUAGAGAGGGAGCAGUUGUCUUCUCAGGUAGAACAGCUGAGGUCUAAGCUGGCAGAGAGUCAGCAGAGCCUCCUGAGCAGCACAGCAGAUCUGCAGCAGCUCCAGACUGAUCACGACACUCUGCUGGAAAGACACAACAAAAUCCUUCAGGAGACCAUCAGCAAGGAGGCUGAGCUCCGUGAGAGGCUUAUGUCAGUGCAGUCGGAGAACGUUGGCCUGCGGUCAGAUCUGUCCCAGGCUCAGGCCGACCUCUCCUCCCAGGCUGAGGCUCAGCGGCAGUCAUACAGGGAGCAGCUGAGGAAGCUGCAGGACGACCAUCGGGCUACUGUGGAGACCCUGCAGGGCCAGCUGACCCGGGUUGAGGAGCAACUCUUUCAUCUGCAGAGCCAGAGCAGUUUAGGGUCAGUCCAGUCCAGCCGGAAGCCGCUCACAUUAGACCUCCAGCGCAGAAACACCGAUCAGAAUCAGGCCGGUCUGCCUCUUAUGACUCUCGCAGACCUCCAGUCUAUGGCCAGAGAAGAGGGUGAAGGCAUGGAGACCACAGAGACUGAGAGUCCUUCGCCUGCUCUUACACCCCUGCCUUCUCUGGAACAUCUUCUCACGUCCCCGGACCCCAAACAAGAGCCAUUUGUGUGGAAUGUGGAGCCUACCAAAGCAGAGCUAAGUCAAAAGCUGAGCACAGCCACCCGUAGCAUGGAGCACAUGAACAGCCUCCUGCACGAAACUGAGGCCACCAAUGCUGUUCUCAUGGAGCAGAUCACUUUGUUGAAGAGUGAGGUACGUCGUCUGGAGCGAAACCAGGAGAGAGAGAAGAGUGUGGCCAACCUGGAGUAUCUGAAGAAUGUCUUGCUGCAGUUCAUCUUUCUGCAAUGUGGCAGCGAGAGGCAAGCCCUUCUCCCUGUCAUUCAGACAAUGCUGCAGCUCAGUCCAGAAGAGAAAAGCAAACUGGCUGCCAUCGCACAAGGUCAGGAAGAAGGAUCUGUUAACCGGGGCGCAGGCUGGAGCUCCUAUCUUCACAGCUGGUCUGGGAUUAGAUAGACUUAAUAAUCAACCGACCCAACAAACCAGAAACAGUGCUAACAUGUAACAAAGCCUUUUCUUAUGAAAGCCAUUACAAAGCAGUAAUGCUGCAAGUUUGAAAUUGUGUCAGAAGACAAAGAAAGAGAGGACAAAUGGGGCACUUACAAACUUUUGGGCACACAUAAGAAGGGACAAGGAUAAGAGUGAGGAGGGUUUGAAGUAGAGGUGAAACUGAAAUCUUGACAUGAUGACUGAUUUUGAGUUGCAGUGCAAUAGUUACAUUGGUCUCUUAUGAAUGAAAAUUCAACUGUGACACAUGUCUGACUUCCUUACUCUUAAUAUUGAUGCCUGUAUUUAUAACAUAUAUCAGACAUGCGGGUGAUAUGUCCUUGAAGGGGAUUAAAGGCAUUAUAAGGCACUAUUAGCACUAUUUAAAAAUUGUAGCUGAUAUGAUUAAUAAUGUGUAUAUUGUGUAGCAAUGAAAACAAGGUGUAAUGUGUAUGAGGUGCACACAUUCAAAGAGGAGGGAAUAAUCAUGGGGAUAGCAGUGUGGUUAAUGAGAGUACUUGAAAAUGAUUUUCAGAUUAAAUGAGUAUAGCAGAGGCCUACAGAAAAUAACUAUAAACACGUUUCAUUCCUUUACAAACUGUUAUCAAGGGCAUAUGUAAGUGUUUAAGAUUAUCGAGUGUGCUUUGACGACCUUAAAAGUAAGAUUUCCAUGCAACAUGCCAGAGACACCGGAGAUGACUUGAUCUCUGCUUUUAUUUUUAAGCACAGUAGUUAUAAAAAAGCAGCACUAGUAAUGGGCUUCAACAGCUAACCCUCAGGUGUGGCAGUGGCGGCUUCUACGAUGUCAGAUGUACCUGACAAACAUGGCUGAAGUGAUCGUAAAAGAUGAUCUGAUUUUUGAUUGGUUUAGCAGUUGUUCACUAAUACCUCAUGUUCUGAAAUCAGUAGCAGUUAUGCUUUCUUGAAAUUUGACUCAGCAUAUCCUGUAGUGUUGGUUGGUUUGUGUUUUUCUUCUGGUCUUAGUGUAAUUUGUUGUAACUCUUGUACUGAUUGCUAUCUAAUAGCUACUUUCUGAAUGGUUUCUGAUACUGAUUGAUUUUAUGGGUUUUGUGCUGUUGUUUAAUCACUGAACAUGAAAGAUUUGUUGCCAGUCUUGUUAAAGGAGGGCCAUGACAGCAAGUGCACCCAGCCCUGCUGAAGUAUCCUUGGGCGAGACUAUUAACUGGACCCAAUGGUGCUGCUUUUUGCAGUGUCCGACCAUGACCUCUGACCUUUUAGUUGAGGUAAAAGGGAGGGAUGAUUUCACACUGAAAUCCCCCUCCCUGCAAAGCACACAUCCACACAGGUUUCCAUUGCACAAAUACAAGAUUUGCUCUCAUCCCAACAUUGAAUGAAGAUAACUGUUGAUUAUUUUCUCAUUCCAGUGGCAGCUUUCGGUUAUUCCUUCAGCAUAAGUGAAUGUAUUUUUAUCUUAGGCUUUUAUAUUUAUGAUGAGGUCAACAGAGGCUACAAGAGAUUACAGCAGCUAUCACUUUUGACAUGUAUAACAAAGGCUGGGCAUUUACAUUAUGUAAACUACUUCAGAGUGAAACGACUCAUUUCAGAUGAAGAUCUUUGUGGUUAUGUUCAAAUGCUAACCAAAAUAAAGCUGAUAUGUAUGAGAAUU
Messenger RNA from Notolabrus celidotus (New Zealand spotty), 6896 nucleotides. RefSeq names its product GRIP and coiled-coil domain-containing protein 2. NCBI's taxonomy places the organism in Eukaryota, Metazoa, Chordata, Actinopteri, Labriformes, Labridae. The record is from RefSeq and is a predicted model, not a curated record. Gene Ontology annotation, biological process: late endosome to Golgi transport. The transcript is spliced from 24 exons. Bases 197 to 5239 code for a protein of 1680 amino acids. Gene Ontology annotation, cellular component: Golgi apparatus.